AUGUGGGAAGUGGACUCUGACACGGGGUCCCACAGCGCUUCGUCGGAUGGCCUCCGACAUCGGCAAGGAUGGGAUCCCGAGGCCGAGAGUCUCGCUUCUCAAAUGGACGAACUUGACGAAGUGCUUGCCGAGGAGGAAGAAGGCUGCCCGUUGCCGUCUACGCCCGAAGACCAACAUCUCUUAGACGCGGAAAUGGCGGAAGUCUUGAAAGCUGGCGUGCUGUCCGACGAAAUAGAUCUCGGAGCGUUGGCUCACAAUGCGGCGGAGCAGGCGGAGGAGUUCGUCCGGAAAGUUUGGGAAGCCUCUUGGAAUGUUUGCCAUUUCAGACACCUGCCACGGUGGCUGCAGGAUAACGACUACCUUCACAAAGGGCACAGGCCGCCACUACCCUCAUUCAGCGCAUGUUUUGCAUCAAUAUUCCGUAUCCACACCGAAACUGGUAAUAUCUGGACUCACCUGCUAGGAUGCGUGGCCUUCAUUGGAGUCGCUAUCUAUUUUCUUUCGCGACCAUCUAUUGAGAUACAGAUGCAAGAGAAAAUGAUCUUUGGUAGUUUGGUAUUUGCUGGUGCCAAUCGAUUCCUCAUGAUCUUGUCGGCGGAGAUAAAAGCUGAGAAUUGCCACAAGUUA
Molecule: messenger RNA, 627 nt
Organism: Iphiclides podalirius (scarce swallowtail)
Lineage: Eukaryota; Metazoa; Arthropoda; Insecta; Lepidoptera; Papilionidae
Source: the annotation of a GenBank genome assembly